Molecule: messenger RNA, 801 nt
Organism: Paramuricea clavata
Lineage: Eukaryota; Metazoa; Cnidaria; Anthozoa; Malacalcyonacea; Plexauridae
Source: the annotation of a GenBank genome assembly
CGAAAGGUGACUGGUGAUGUAAGAAAAAUUGAGGUGCCUGUGCAGAAAGAGUAUAUAAAUUUUGUACUGGGCAAACGACAUAGGAAUAUAGAGAGAAUUGAAACGAAAUCCGGAACAAAAAUCAAAGUCCCCUUUCGCCGAAAUGCUGAAGGUAAGUUAGAAUCGUUUUACAUUGAGGAUGAACUUUUUGUUAUGCAAUGAUAUUAAUUUAAAUUGUUUUUAAAAGGUUUUAGUAUAGCAUUUAUCCGUGAGAAAAAUCUGAAUGUGUAUGACAAUGUAAAAUUAAGGAGGAGGAUUGCAAGAGGAUGCAGGAAUUGCAUAAUUUUCUCUCUCUAUUUUUUGAAGUGGGUUCACUACUAACAAUCGUUUUUCCCAGUAGGAACCCCAAAUUUAUCAGCAUCUCAUACCAUAACUUAUUUUCUCUCUGACUAAAGCUGAAGGUAGAGAUACAAUCAGAUUGGAAAUAACUGGACCACCAAAAAAUUGCGACCGAGCACAUUGGCUUAUCAGACACUGUGUAGUAAGUUUUUUUGCUGUCCAUGAUUGAAAUAAAUAAAUUCUUUUUAAAUUGAUACUAAAAUAAAUUUAAUUUUACAAUUUAAGAUCGCCUAUAAGGACAAGAUUGCCAAUAAGGACAUUAGAAGUGGAUUUGGAGGCUAUUCGCAAUUUAUUUGCUUCGACUUCAAAGAUGAAAAUGAAAAGUUUGAGUUAAAACUGCCAGAUGGAAGUGCUCCCAAACUGGAUGGCUUCAUUCAAGGACAAAGAUAUAGAAUUAAAAAUGAGACUGACGAUGACUCUCAG